AUGGCAUCGAAUGACGACUUUGUCCUUUCGGAUACCUUUUAUUCUGGAGGGUCUAAUGAAUCCGCCGAUAAUCAUGCUGACAACCUUCGGAAAUCUGUAAGCAUCCCGCAUUCCAUUUCCAACACAUCAAUCCACGGGUCAUUGAGAAAUUCCUCGUCCAAUUCGUCCAUUCAGAAAACGUCGGCGAUGAAGUCUUCGCCAAGUAUGAAGGCGUUGGAGUCGAUAUUGAAUCUGAAAAGUGAGCCUAGCUCCACAAGCACUUCUGCCGUCGCCAGCAUCUCGGAGGAGCGAGAGGACCACCAGAGUAUCCCGGAGGAGGAAGAACCCGAAGAUGAAGAGGAAGAAGAAGACAAAAACCCUACUUCAGUAUUUAGCUUGCAAAGCGCUAGAGAGUCUACACAUUCGGUGCAAACGUUUCAUUCGUCUAAGAGUCACACUUCAGGAAGCACUCACCAUAACAAUGGUGUGAAUGCUCUUAGCAACAGGUUGUCGAUGAUAACAAUGGACGGAGACAAGACACCAGUUUUGCAAAUGACAGACAAUUUCGAAGACGGUGAUGACACUCCUAUAGUGAACAGGAGCAAAGUAGAUGAACAAAUCGAACGUAAAGAAGAAGACGACGACGACGAAGGACAUGACACGACACUUAUUGAACCAAAGGUUAAUGAAGAAGUGAAAAAUAGCAACAUUGAAGGAGCUCAUAUGAAUAAACAAAUUCAGAAGCUUGCCAAUGGUUCUCCUAUCACCACGACCAGCACUUCAUCUUCUAGCUCUUUAUUACCUCCACCUUCAAUUCCAAACGUAUCUCCAACUAAGAAUACCAACCCAAAUAACAAUAGCGCUGCUGGAGCUAGCACUGUUCCUACUUUCAGCGUACUUGAACCUUCUCCUUCGCUCAAUGCAGAAAGAAGCACUACCUCCAAGUCCAUGAUUCCGGACUAUAUUCCUAGAAUACAACCUCCUUCUAAACGCAACACACCGUCUUCUAACCAGUCUUCCACCCCCAAACAAACCACCAGCUCUUCAACAUUCGACACACCACAUACUGUCACUACUCGCCCAUCAGUACAAUCGACACCAAGAACUCCUAGAUCGCACUACGAAAACUCUACUAGUUCUUAUUCAUUGCAUAACACGAAGAAACUGAUAACCGAGACUCCUCCACCAAUAAAUGGAAGGUACAAUGACCAGAGGCUGGUACUGUUACAAAGUCAACAGCAAACUCAAUUACUGAAUCAUCUGACUCCAAAGUAUUCACAUAAGCGCAGUAGCACAUUAAGCGACUUGUCCCAAAUAACGCAUGAGGAACCACAAAAGGUUCCCUCAGCUAAAAAGUUUAGCUUUAAGAAAUUAUUCAAGCUGAAGUCUAAGCAACAUAGUCUUAAUGAGGAAGAAACCAGAAGAUCACCAGCUGGAUCUAUUCAAUCGAAAAACAAUGAGAGUAAUGCAGCCGCAAAUUCUGCUUCAAUCGCAGCAGAUUCUGGACCUAGAAUUAAACUCCUGAAAAAGCCAAGAUCUUUCUCCUCGCCUAAUCUCUCUAAAUUGACUGAGAUGCCGAAGGUAUCUUCCUCAUCACAAGCGAAGGGAAGCGUAAUGAGUACACCCGCGCCACCCACUCAAUCUUCACUGAAGGGUUCCUCACCUUCAUCUUCCUCAUUUCUCAAUGUUUUCAAGAAGAAUAGAUCUUCAGAGAAUUUACUUUCAUUAAAAAGAGAUAGCUCCAAGCCCUCAUCUAUAAAGACUAAUGCAGCUACUCCACAGAGUAAAAUGGAUGAGAGUUCUAUUGAUAAUAUAAGCACUCCUAAUUCGAAUGGGUUCUUCAUAAGAGAGGUUAACGACGAAGAUUACGAAUUGAAAAUGUCCCCACCAAACUUUGAUGACCUGGAAGAUUAUGAAAGUAGUAAAGGGCUGCUAACUGUGAAGAAACAGAGAAUUAUCACCCCAAAAUCGAAUGCAAAGCCUGAAUUCAAUUCAAAUGCAAAUUCGACCCCAAUCAUAACUACUACAGCUGCAAGCAGAAGAAAUAAUAAUAGAACUGAACCUGAUUCCUUUGCUGUUCCGUCUAUCCCCGCUUUCACACCAUUACUUUCAUCAACCCCUAACACGAGAUCAUCGUAUGAUAGCACAACUUCAUCUACUUUUGUACCUCCAAGUACUUUGGCUCCUCCGCCAACUGCACCAUCCAGAUUUUCUACUAUACUUGACGAACGCCCACUUUCUUCUGGGUUUGGAUCUCCAUUUGAAGUUUCUUACUCACCAAAGGACUCUGUAGAAGAAUUCAGCAACACCAAUUCAUCAAUACUCAAAAGAGAAAGAGAUAAUCAACAACUAUUGGGUGAAGCUUUGUUUCCAAAAUCUCUCAAUGCACAAGAAGUGGAGAGUAUUGUUUCCUUAGAGAGAUCAAGGUCAAUGAAAUCAUUUAGAUCUUCUUCAAAUAAAAGAAAUUCCUUUGUCAAUUAUGAUGGAAGUAAUGAGAAUAUUAUUCAAGGAGAUUCUUCCAUAUUAUCUUCUCCUGACCACACUAUUAAUAGAUCUACAAGUAUUUUGAAAAACAGUGAUUCUAAGAGAAAUUUGCAAAUAGAUAGUGUCAUAGAAAAUGAAGAUCUGUCAAGGAUUUUAAAACCCACUCAAUUGGUUGGAGGUGGAGAAGAAGAAGAACAUGACCAGUACAGCUUUGAAGAAAGUGGGAACUUUAAUGAUUUCAUUGAAUUCCAGGAUUUCAUUAACGUUGAAAAUUUGAAUUUUAGUCCACAAUUGAGCUUUGAUAAAGGGUUUGAUGUUGAGAUUGAAAGUUUAGAGGCUUCACCAGUACCACAAGUUGACACGAGAAAGGAAGAAUUAUCCCCUAUUGUACAACUGAACAAGGAAUCAAUUAGGAAAAAGGAAGAAGUCGAUUUGCCAGCGAUUCCUAGUACAAAAUCGGGCCAUGCCGCUGGAAAAAGUAGCAGAAUCCAGCUACCAAAGAAAACUAGCAGAGACUCUUUUACUAAGGACUUACCAAAGAAAUCAAGUAGGGACUCUUUGGCUAAAGAUUUACCAAGGAUAAACACAGAAAUGAGUAAAACGCCUCUGUCUAGUAAUACGCCUAUCACAUCUGCUGCAACAAAUAAUUCUGCAAAGGACGAAAAGCUUCCAAAUGAAGCUCUCGUCAGUACGCCAUUGACUCCAAAUCUUGAGCAAAUAGAAAGACCAGCAGCAAUAGGCGCUAGUCCUGCCAAUUCUCAAGUUGAAUCCUUAAUUGAGCAAGCAUUUUCAAAUACUCCUGAGUUAAACCAAAAUGGAAGAACAACAUACAAUAACAGACCUAUUUCAAUGUCCUUUAGAGGACUAAAUGGUCCAUCCUUCCAAGGAAAGUUGGCACUUCAAAAUAUCCGUAGCUCAUCUUCACAUCAAUCAUUCAAUAUUUCAUUCGCAGAUAGCAGCGAUGUGGGAAGUAGUACUGGUGUCAUUGAAAGUGAAUAUGACAACGAAGACGAAGACGAUGAUGAUGAAUCCGGAAUUGGUAACGGAUUUGGAUCUGAUAAUGAAGUGGAGAUCGACGACGGCGAUGAUGAUGAUGAUGAUUAUGCUAGCAAGAAUAUUCCAAACUUUGAUCCUCCUCCAGUUAUUGGCAAAAAGAAGUCCAACGGGUCGAUUAGAAAUAACAAUACGAAUGGAAACGGAUAUGGAAACGGAUACGGUAAUGGAUACGGAAAUGGAUACGGAAAUGGAUAUUCUACUGGUACCAAUAAUGGCUACUAUUCUUCGGCGCCUUCUCCAAGCAGCAUAACAUCAUCUCCAAGGUCAUUUUCUUCACUCAUUGCACGUUCAUGGAAAAGACCUACUGCUUCUCCAAGAGUCCCACCAAAGCCGCCAACUGUCAUCUUGCCAACUAAUCAUCGUAAUGGAGUUCGCUUCUCUUCAAGAAUUGUCUUGUAUGAUACAUACAAUGGAGAUGAGUAUGAUAGGCACCCUGAUACAGCUACUUGUAACCAACUUACACCCAUGUUGGCCCAGCAAAUUAAGGAGGAGUUGAAUAUGGUUAAGCUGCAAAUGCCAGUACAUGAAACCUCUAGAUGCUACACACACUUUUUCUAA
Messenger RNA from Dujonia railenensis, 4077 nucleotides. NCBI's taxonomy places the organism in Eukaryota, Fungi, Ascomycota, Pichiomycetes, Serinales, Debaryomycetaceae. The record is from the annotation of a GenBank genome assembly.